Panicum virgatum (switchgrass) is the source of this 1185-nucleotide messenger RNA. Its product is annotated as 60S ribosomal protein L5, mitochondrial-like. The record is from RefSeq and is a predicted model, not a curated record. Gene Ontology annotation, biological process: translation. Gene Ontology annotation, molecular function: structural constituent of ribosome; RNA binding. Lineage: Eukaryota; Viridiplantae; Streptophyta; Magnoliopsida; Poales; Poaceae. The transcript is spliced from 3 exons. Gene Ontology annotation, cellular component: ribosome; cytosolic large ribosomal subunit. Bases 63 to 854 code for a protein of 263 amino acids.
GUUGGCUCACAACAUAGAGGCCGCCCACGGGGGAGAAGCGCAGCAGCGGCGGCGGCGGAGGCAUGGCGGCGCGAAACCUCCUGAGGCGUGCGGUGGGCGGCCACCGCUUCCCUGUCCCCGUCGCCACAGGCGCCCUUGUUGGUUCUGCAAGCCGGAGCAUCGGCGCCGCCGCUCAGGGCCUUCGUCAUUACGCAGCCCCAUCCAGUGUGGAGGAAGCAGUGGGAAACUUGGAAUUGCAUGCACCCAAGGCAAACUGUCGGUCAAAUAUCCCAAAGAAAAAUGGAACAGCCAUGAUGCUUCCACUCCAUUUCCAUUACGAAGAUGUGCUACGUCAGGAUCUGUUGCUCAAACAGAAUCAUGCCAAUAUCAUGCAAGUUCCAGGGUUGUUUGAGAUCAAACUAGCACCAAAAGCAGGCUCCGUUCUCAAGAUCCCAAUUGGAAAAAUGGCUAUGGAAGUUUUGAGUGGUCAGAGAUUCAAAGAGGCAAAAAGUGAUCCUUUUGCUAAAGCAAGAAAGUCUUCUCGAACCAAUCCAUUUAUCGGGGCUGACAAGGACAGUAGCACUGCCUUUGCACAACCGACUGUUCUCCGAGGACAUGCAAUGUACAACUUCUUAGUGAGGAUGCUAACAGUGAUGUCCAUGUUAGAUGCUCGGGCUGAAAUUCAGGAAAACACUAUAAAAUUCUUCAUGGAAACAGAGUUCUGCGAGUUCUCUCCGGAAUUGGAAGACCAUUUCGAGAUCUUUGAGCACAUCCGAGGUUUCAAUGUGACUAUCGCUACUUCAGCCGAUACAAAGGAUGAGACCUCACUACUGUGGAGUGGCUUCACGCUAAAUGAUGAGGGAGAGACUAAGUAAAUUGACUGUCUGGCAGGGGAUGAGGGCUGUUGAUGCUGUCAAAAUGAUAUUGGAGUUCUGGAGGUUCAUGCUCAUGGAGAGCAAUGCAGCAUCCUUCUGUUUUGUAGACUGAAAAUGAGAUUACAUGACUGUUUUUUCGGUAGCGAUGUGUGGAGCUCAUGUUUGAUCACUACAUCUAGUACUAUAUAUGAACACAAUAAUCUAGGCUCUAAUAAGCAUCGUUUUGAUUAUUUCUGUGGUUCCUGCUGUAGUAACAUGGAAUGCUCGUUUCUCUUUGCCAAAACCAUUGCAAAAGAGGGCAACGAAAUGGAGUUCCUCAAGUAUUUUACUA